UCCUUAUCCGGGAUUGAAAAUUUAAGCAUGGGAAUUGAAAGAGAAAUUGUAUCUUUGUUUUGAUUGUUUUCUUCAUUUGUUAUUGUACAUUUAAUUUAAUUGUUUUCUAAUUUGGAUAAUAAUUGAAACGAUCGUUUAUACAUAAUGUUGGACAAAGAAACUAAAGAUAAAGACUCAACAACCGACUCCGAAUCCGAGGAUUCAGUUCCAGAGUUGGAAGAUGCCCCAGAGGAAGGUGGUGAAGCCAAGCCUGGUGCCAUUGCUGGUCUUGGAGAAGAUGCUGCCAGUAAAAGUAAACAAUCUCGAAGUGAGAAAAAGGCAAGAAAAGUAAUGUCCAAAUUGGGUCUUAAACAGAUCACUGGUGUUAAUCGAGUUGCUAUAAGGAAAAGUAAGAAUAUUCUCUUUGUUAUCAACAAACCUGAUGUUUACAAGAGCCCUGCUUCCGAUACCUAUAUUGUUUUCGGUGAAGCCAAAAUUGAAGAUCUUAGUCAAAAAGCUCAAAUGGCCGCUGCAGAGAAGUUUAAAACACCCGAUGCAUCAUCUAUUCUCAGUGGUGCCGGAGCUCUUGGUGAGGCUGGUGCUGGAUUAGGUGCUGCUGGUCCAGGAUCAGGAGCAUCGGCUACUCUGGAAGACAUUGAAGAUGAGGAUGUCGACGAGACUGGAAUUGCUGACAAAGAUAUCGAAUUAGUUAUUAGUCAAGCCAAUGUCCCAAGAAGUAAAGCAAUUAAAGCCUUACGAGAAAACAAUAAUGACAUUGUCAAUGCCAUUAUGGAUCUAACCAUGUGAUUUUUGUAAACCAAUUUUUUUGUUUCCAUUAAAGAAGCCCAAGCUUCUUAAUGAUAAUUGAACUCCCAAUCUUUUCUCUAUCUCUAUCUCUCUCUCCUUUCUCUCCCAUCUCUCUCACACAAUGUCAAUCUACAUUAAACCUAAAUUUCUCAAUUUAA
Messenger RNA from Panonychus citri (citrus red mite), 944 nucleotides. It is a transcript of the gene Nacalpha, whose product is annotated as nascent polypeptide-associated complex subunit alpha-like. The record is from RefSeq and is a predicted model, not a curated record. Gene Ontology annotation, cellular component: cytoplasm; nascent polypeptide-associated complex. NCBI's taxonomy places the organism in Eukaryota, Metazoa, Arthropoda, Arachnida, Trombidiformes, Tetranychidae. The transcript has a single exon. The coding region runs from base 145 to 786 and encodes 213 amino acids. Gene Ontology annotation, biological process: protein targeting to membrane.